GGAGAGGAUGGAGUUUCCCUGUUUGGCUCUGAUUCUCCUCCACUGGGUCGUGCAAACGAUUGUGGGCGCUGAAGUUCGUGUCACAAGAACACUGGAUUUUCUCGACUUUGUAACAACAGGAAGUGUUAAAAAUUUUGGAUAUGCUGGGGUACAGACACAGCCCUUGAAUCCAGUCAGGAUGUUUGUUCAAGAAUCCCCCCAAUCAAUGACUGACCUUCAUAAUUCACCCACCCAAAUGUCGCCGGGUCGCUGGAAUUGGUCAAAAAAUCAAACCAACGUUCAACAUGUCAACAGUCGAUCAAAGCGGAAACUGUCGAUGAAAUCUGGGAAAAGCAAAAAAAUCUUUGGGUGGGGCGAUUUCUACUUCAGCGUCAAAACAGUCAAGUUCAAUCUGCUGGUGACUGGGAAAAUAGUGGACCACGUCAAUGGGACUUUCAGCGUCUAUUUCAGACACAAUUCAUCAAGUUUAGGGAACGUCUCUGUGAGUAUUGUUCCACCAUCCAAAGUCGUUGAGUUUGACUUGGUGCACCAAUCAACUAUUGAACCCAAGAGCUCCAAGAUGUUUAACUGUCGGAUCGAGUAUGAGAAAACUAACCAUGCGAAGAAGAACAAGCCUUGCCUGUACGACCCAUCAAAACUCUGUUACACGGAACACACUCAGAGUCAUGCUGCCUGGCUGUGUGCAAAGCCAUUUAAAGUGAUAUGUAUAUUCAUUGCUUUCUACAGCACAGACUAUAAACUUGUACAAAAGGUGUGUCCUGAUUAUAAUUUUCAAAAUGAUCAUCCUUAUUUUGGUUGAUGGUAUUUGCUAAGGGCACAUCCGUUUUCUUUCCAGUUGUGGGAUUCACACCGUGCAAAUAAAUGUGUAGUGCGUUACAAAGCUGUAAGAAACUUG
This is a messenger RNA of Callorhinchus milii (elephant shark), 895 nucleotides long. RefSeq names its product neurexophilin-2. NCBI's taxonomy places the organism in Eukaryota, Metazoa, Chordata, Chondrichthyes, Chimaeriformes, Callorhinchidae. The transcript is spliced from 2 exons. Bases 8 to 799 code for a protein of 263 amino acids. The record is from RefSeq and is a predicted model, not a curated record. Gene Ontology annotation, molecular function: signaling receptor binding.